Trichechus manatus latirostris (Florida manatee) is the source of this 1327-nucleotide messenger RNA. RefSeq names its product actin related protein 1B (gene ACTR1B). The coding region runs from base 197 to 1327 and encodes 376 amino acids. Lineage: Eukaryota; Metazoa; Chordata; Mammalia; Sirenia; Trichechidae. The transcript is spliced from 11 exons. The record is from RefSeq and is a predicted model, not a curated record.
UCCGCCCAGGUGGGACGGGAUUGGCCACCGGGCCGCCCCGAGAAAGCCCCGCGGGGCUGGCGUAGGCUGCGCGCUUGGGGCGGGAGGGGCGCGGCGCCGCGUCUGAAGCUGCCACGGCAGCUGUCCUCCCGCCUGCCUGUCCGCCUGCCGGUUCCUCCUGCAGCCCGCCUGCUGGGCAGGGCCGGCCUGGCCGGCCAUGGAGGCCUACGACAUCAUCGCCAACCAACCCGUGGUGAUCGACAACGGCUCAGGAGUGAUCAAGGCUGGCUUUGCAGGAGACCAGAUUCCCAAAUACUGUUUCCCAAACUAUGUCGGGCGCCCCAAGCACGUGCGUGUGAUGGCUGGAGCCCUGGAGGGGGACCUCUUCAUUGGACCAAAAGCAGAGGAGCACCGGGGGCUGCUGACCAUCCGCUACCCCAUGGAGCACGGCGUGGUGCGCGACUGGAAUGACAUGGAGCGCAUCUGGCAGUACGUCUACUCCAAGGACCAGCUGCAGACCUUCUCUGAGGAGCAUCCUGUCCUCCUAACGGAGGCUCCGCUCAACCCCAGCAAGAACCGGGAGAAGGCGGCAGAAGUGUUCUUUGAGACCUUCAACGUGCCGGCCCUGUUCAUCUCCAUGCAGGCCGUGCUCAGCCUGUACGCCACAGGACGCACAACGGGAGUGGUUUUAGACUCAGGGGACGGGGUCACUCACGCCGUCCCCAUCUACGAGGGCUUUGCCAUGCCACACUCCAUCACACGGGUGGACAUUGCCGGCCGCGACGUCUCCCGGUACCUCCGGCUGCUGCUGCGCAAGGAAGGCGUCGACUUCCACACCUCCGCUGAGUUUGAGGUGGUCCGGACCAUCAAAGAGCGAGCCUGCUACCUGUCCAUCAACCCGCAGAAGGAUGAGGCUCUGGAGACGGAGAAGGUGCAGUACACCUUGCCAGAUGGCAGCACGCUCGACGUGGGGCCCGCACGAUUCCGGGCCCCCGAGCUGUUGUUCCAGCCGGACCUGGUAGGGGAUGAGAGUGAGGGGCUCCAUGAGGUGCUGGCCUUCGCCGUCCACAAGUCCGACGUGGACCUCCGCCGGACGCUCUUCGCCAACAUCGUGCUCUCGGGUGGCUCCACCCUUUUCAAAGGCUUCGGCGACCGAUUACUAAGUGAGGUGAAGAAGCUCGCCCCGAAGGACGUCAAAAUCAAGAUCUCGGCUCCCCAGGAACGGCUGUAUUCCACCUGGAUCGGCGGCUCCAUCCUGGCCUCACUGGACACUUUCAAGAAGAUGUGGGUGUCCAGAAAGGAAUAUGAAGAGGGCGGCUCCCGCGCUGUUCACCGCAAGACCUUCUAG